AUGUUUGACAAGUGUGUCUCGGACGUCUCGACCAACUCGUCGGUGAGCAACUUUUACCACCCACAAAGCUCCUCAUGGAACCCCUUCCUCGACCCCAACGAGUCGCCGUACCUCUGGAUCGGAUGGAUCGCGGCCGGUGUCUUUGCCGCCUUUGCCACCUUCACCAGCUCCAUCCUCAUCAUCCAGCAUUGGCUCAACUACACCCGGCCGCAGUUUCAGAAAGCUUACGUCCGGAUCCUCGCCAUGGUCCCGAUGUAUGCCGUCUGCUCGUGGGUUUCCUUCCGAUAUUACAAAGAAGCGAUCUACUUGAACGUCAUGCGCGAUUGCUACGAAGGAUUUGUCGUCUAUAGCUUUUACAACCUGUGUCUGCAGUAUCUGGGCUCGACACCUGCCAAGCAGCGGGAGCGACUGGCCCGCAAGUCAAGACAGCGACUCCCGCCGCCGAUGUGCUGUUUCUACUUCGAUCCAAGCCACAAACACUUUCUCUCGCUCUGCAAGCUUGGCAUCGUGCAAUAUGUCGUUGUUCGAGUCACAACCACGUUCUUCGCCGUGGUCUUGGAGUCCAUGGGCAUGUACUGCAACGAGAGCAUGUCGCCCAUGUUUGGCCAUUUCUGGACAACACUGGCCAAUGCCGUCGCUAUGAGUUUGGCCAUGUUCACGCUCAUCACUUUCUAUCUCGCCGUGCGCAAGGAUAUUUCGCGGUUCCAUCCCGUGUGGCAGUUUCUGUCGGUCAAGUUUGUGAUCUUCUUUGGGUUCUGGCAGAGCUUUGUCAUCAAGGUCCUGGUGAGCGCCGGAUGGAUCCAAAACAGCGAACACUGGACGAUCGAAGAGCUCAGUAUCUCGCUGCAGAGCUUCAUGACCUGCGUCGAGAUGGCCAUCGCGAGCAUCAUCCAUCUGUGGGCGUUCCGCUACGAAGACUUUAUUCCG
This is a messenger RNA of Polychytrium aggregatum, 927 nucleotides long. RefSeq names its product organic solute transporter subunit alpha/Transmembrane protein. The annotation marks the transcript as partial. Gene Ontology annotation, biological process: transport. NCBI's taxonomy places the organism in Eukaryota, Fungi, Chytridiomycota, Chytridiomycetes, Polychytriales. The record is from RefSeq and is a predicted model, not a curated record. The transcript is spliced from 5 exons. Gene Ontology annotation, molecular function: transporter activity.